GAGUAGUGUUUCAGCAGUGCUUUAAAUAGAUAUAAAGUCAUCAUUAUUAUGAUCUGAUUACCAGAAGCGUAGUAAUUAAAAGGCACACCCUGACAUUAUCAUCGCAUCGCGUCGAUACCAUAAUACCUCACACGCCUUUCUCGCUAUUUCUGGCUCGUUCUCACUGUUUACUCCCAUCGAGCGAGCCUAUCCACGCCGAGCGCGCUCCCGCCCCGGACUACAACUCCCACAAUGCACCGGGCCUCGCCCUUCAUCGCUCGCGUGCCAGUGUGACAGCACCGCCUCAGACGCGUGAAACGCGCGAGUAAAGCAGCUCUAAAAGUCACGGAAAGUGACAUAAAAUGUGUUUAAUCGGCUUUCCUGCGAAACGGACGCCUGCAGCCGCGCGUUAGUUUGACGCGAGCGGGUUUUUAAUGUGGAUGGUGACUGGCUGCUGUUUAUGUAACGUUAAGUGGAUGGUGACUGGAGUUCAUCGCUUCAUCAUAUGUUUGUUUAUGAGUUUAGCAGACCAACAGCAUGGGAAUGUUUGAGCAGAUCGUCUUCAGAUUCCGCUGAAGUCGGUGUUUUUCUCGUGAUUUAACGCAGAGAGCUACAACAGGUGCUUUCAGACAGUCAGGUUUGGUUGUGAGUGUGUGUGUGUGUGUGUGUGUGUGUGUGUCGGGCCGGCGAGCCCCGUGUACUCUGGUGUGUAUGAAUGGAUCAGGUGGGCAUGGGGAAUGCAGAACACCAGGGGGCGCUGACAAAGGGCGAAGUGCUGCCCCGCCCCGCCUCCAGCCAAUCAGAGGGUUUUAAACAGGGUCGCACAGUCUUGAACUCUCUGCUCUCGGGGGCGUUCGCAGGAGCCGUGGCCAAAACAGCCGUCGCCCCGCUGGACCGAACCAAGAUUAUCUUCCAAGUGUCGUCGAAUAGAUUCUCUGCGAAGGAGGCGUACAGGUUGAUUUACCGCACGUAUCUGAAGGAUGGCUUCUUCAGUCUGUGGAGGGGAAACUCGGCCACCAUGGUGCGUGUUAUUCCAUACGCCGCCAUCCAGUUCUGCGCUCAUGAACAAUACAAGAGGAUUCUGGGACAGUAUUACGGCUUCCAGGGCAAAGCUCUGCCGCCGGUGCCGAGGCUGCUGGCUGGUUCGCUGGCGGGAACCACGGCUGCCAUGAUCACAUAUCCGCUGGACAUGGUCCGAGCUCGCAUGGCCGUCACACCCAAAGAGAUGUACAGUAACAUCCUGCACGUGUUCGUCCGAAUCUCUCGUGAGGAGGGGCUGCAGACGCUCUACAGGGGGUUUACUCCCACAAUCCUCGGCGUCGUGCCGUAUGCGGGACUCAGCUUCUUCACCUACGAGACGCUCAAGAAAAUCCACGCAGAGCACACGGGUCGCUCUCAUCCGUUCUCGUACGAGCGUCUGGCGUUCGGUGCGUGCGCAGGAUUGAUCGGUCAGUCGGCCUCUUACCCGCUGGACGUGGUGCGCAGACGCAUGCAGACGGCGGGGGUCACCGGACACACCUACGGCAGCAUCUCGGGCACCAUGCGGGAGAUCGUGAGGGAGGAGGGCGUGAUCCGCGGCCUCUACAAGGGCCUGAGCAUGAACUGGGUCAAAGGGCCCAUCGCCGUCGGCAUCAGCUUCAUGACCUUCGACCUCAUGCAGAUCCUGCUGCGCAAAUUUCAGCAGUUCAGCCACAGCGCGCGGUAGCUAAAAAACAACAUUUAUAGUUUUUUUGGGUUUUAACCUGAGCAAAUGCUGCCAAUGAGGAGGACGGGAAAUACCUGGCGUCAUGUGACUAGUUUAAAGUUCUGUUUCUGAUGCAAAAGCAUAUGUGCACUGCAAAAAAUAGAUUUUUUACUUGGUAUUUUAGUCUUGUUUUCCAGUACAAAUGUCAAAACAUUUUUAAAUUAAGAUGCAUUUACUUGAGAAUCAAAAUGACUCGAGAUAUUAAGUCUUGUUUUAUGAAAAUGAAUCAAAAUUGACGCUUCAAACAAGAAGAAAAAAUAUCUGUCGUAGGGGUCAGAAACUAUUUUUUACUUCAAAGGGAAAGCUAAAUAAUUUUUCUUACUCCACUGGGACGUGUUUGUUCUUGUUUUACUUCAUUUGGAUGAAUUCUUUAAAAAAACUAUUUAUUGUGCAUCGUUUUGCAUGCAUCUUGAUUUAAGAAUGUUUUGAGAUUUGUACGGGAGAGCAAGACAAGAACACAGGUCAGAAGCUGAUUGCUGCGGUGUGUGUUUCCGUCUCAGACUGAACGCUGUGGAAGUGCGAUACUGACUGAAAGUGUGUCUGGAAACACUAUUUUCUUCAUUGUCCUGAUUUAUGUGUGUGUUUUCACACACAUCAGGGGCUUUGAUGAAGACACACACAUGCAUUUUGAGUUUACAGCACGCGUGUGUGUGUGUGUGUGUGUGUGUGUGUGUGUGAACAGCAGAGGGCGUUUAUCUGUCACGUUCAUAUCAGGGUGAAUCUCAUGAAAACAGUCAACUCGUCCAGGUCAUAUUUUACUGUAAAAUGAAAAAAUAAUAAUUAUAAUCAUAUUUGGAAUUUUUUUUAGUUAUAUUUGUAGAAUAUUUUAAAUUCUAUUUUACAUAAAGAGCAUGUAGCCUGAUGUAGAACCAUUAUGAUUUUUUGACACAUUUUUUUACAACAGUUAAAUGCUUUUCCCUCAAAUUAUGUAUUUAAAAGUAUAAAGGUACUUUACAUUACGGUAGUACUAAUAAUUUAAAUUUCUAAUUAAAAUGAUACAUUAUAUCAUUAUUAUA
Cyprinus carpio (common carp) is the source of this 2739-nucleotide messenger RNA. RefSeq names its product solute carrier family 25 member 42 (gene slc25a42). The record is from RefSeq and is a predicted model, not a curated record. Gene Ontology annotation, biological process: transmembrane transport. NCBI's taxonomy places the organism in Eukaryota, Metazoa, Chordata, Actinopteri, Cypriniformes, Cyprinidae. Gene Ontology annotation, cellular component: mitochondrial inner membrane.